Molecule: messenger RNA, 6775 nt
Organism: Phasianus colchicus (ring-necked pheasant)
Lineage: Eukaryota; Metazoa; Chordata; Aves; Galliformes; Phasianidae
Gene: IRS1
Product: insulin receptor substrate 1
Biological process (GO): insulin receptor signaling pathway
Cellular component (GO): cytosol; plasma membrane
Molecular function (GO): phosphatidylinositol 3-kinase binding; insulin receptor binding
Source: RefSeq, a predicted model, not a curated record
GAGGAGGAAGAGGGGAUGUUCGUGCCGCGCUCGGGCUGCCUCCCCUCCUGCCGCCGCCGGGUCGCGUUCCGUGUGGAAAUGGCACUUUCUCUGCCUAACGAGAUGGGACUGAAUGGGGUCGGCAGCCUCCUCCGCGCGCCCGAGCGGGAGCAGCAGCAGCAGCAGCAGCCGCGGCGCUGAGCCUGGGGGGCGGCUGUGCGUGCUGUGCUGUGCUUGCUGUGCUGCGGGGCUUUCCUGUUGGUUUCUUUUUUUUUUUUUUUUUUUUAAUUUUUUUUUUUGGGUGCAAACCCCGGACUUUGCAAAACAAUCUCCGCCCCCGAGAGGAUAUUUAAUCUGCAACAAGAAUCGCAGCUCGCGGAGGUAAAGUUGAGAGAAGAAGGGCUGCCGGACCUCGUGCCCCGUGGGGACCCGAACCCCGCGGACCGAGGAUGCGAUUCUCCCUCCCGGCGGCUGCCCCCGGGACGUGGCUUUCGCCUGGACUGAGCGGGACCGGACUGCAACUUAUUAAAGACGCGCACGUAGUGGCGAUUGGGGCAUAAACAGCGACACGAACUCCGGUCUGGUGCCGGAGGCUGCCUCUGCUGCCGAACAGCUGCUCGCCCCGUGCUCCUGUCCCUCUGCCGUCCCGUUUUCAGAAGGGGAUCCUGAGCUUUUUUCCUUCUUUUUUUUUUUUUCUUUUUUUUAAUUUUAAAUUGUUGCGUGCAUUUUAUUUUAGGUGGUUGACUUUUGCAGCUGGCUCGGCUGUUUUGGGGUCUUGUGGACUGCUGACGGCGGUAGCAGCAGCACUGCCUCUCGCCAUGGCCAGCCCCACAGAUAACAACGAGGGCUUCUUCUCGGAUGUCAGAAAGGUGGGUUACUUGCGCAAACCCAAGAGCAUGCAUAAACGCUUUUUCGUGCUAAGGGCAGCCAGCGAGUCUGGACCCGCCCGGCUGGAGUAUUACGAGAAUGAGAAGAAAUGGAGACACAAGUCGGGGGCCCCCAAGCGCUCCAUCCCAUUGGAAAGCUGCUUCAACAUCAACAAGCGGGCUGACUCCAAGAACAAGCACCUGGUGGCCCUCUACACCAAGGACGAGCACUUUGCCAUUGCAGCUGACAGUGAACUGGAACAGGAGAGCUGGUACCAAGCGCUGCUGCAGUUGCACAACAGGGCCAAGGGCCACCACCACCUCCACCACCAUCACCACCACCACCACAGCGACGUCACCUUUGGGGGCAGCAGCGUGGGGCUGGGGGAAGCGGGUGAGGACAGCUAUGGUGAGGUAGCCCCUGGCCCAGCUUUUAAGGAAGUUUGGCAAGUAAUUCUGAAGCCUAAGGGGCUAGGCCAGACAAAGAACCUGAUUGGCAUCUACCGCCUGUGCCUGACUAACAAGACCAUCAGCUUCGUAAAGCUGAAUUCGGAUGCGGCUGCUGUGGUGCUGCAGCUGCUCAAUAUCCGCCGUUGCGGACACUCUGAGAACUUCUUCUUCAUCGAGGUGGGACGCUCGGCAGUGACUGGGCCUGGGGAAUUCUGGAUGCAGGUGGAUGAUUCUGUGGUGGCGCAGAACAUGCAUGAAACCAUCCUGGAGGCUAUGAGAGCCAUGAGUGAGGAAUUCCGACCACGCAGCAAGAGCCAGUCCUCCUCCAACUGUUCCAACCCCAUCUCCGUGCCUCUUCGUAGCAGGCACCACAUCAACAACCCUCCGCCCAGCCAAGUGGGGCUCAGUCGCCGAUCCAGAACCGAGAGCGUUACGGCCACCUCCCCAGCUGGCGGUGGGGGAGGAGGUAUGGGUGGCAAACCCAGCUCUUUCCGGGUUCGCGCAUCCAGUGAUGGGGAAGGCACCAUGUCAAGGCCUGCCUCGGUGGAUGGCAGCCCAGUUAGCCCUAGUGCCAACCGGACCCACUCGCACAGACACCGUGGCAACUCCAGGCUCCAUCCUCCGCUCAACCACAGCCGUUCCAUCCCGAUGCCUUCCUCGCGCUGCUCCCCAUCGGCCACCAGCCCAGUCAGCCUUUCGUCCAGCAGCACCAGUGGCCACGGCUCUACAUCAGACUGCCUGUUUCCACGAAGGUCCAGUGCUUCGGUUUCUGGCUCCCCUAGUGAUGGCGGAUUUAUUUCUUCUGAUGAAUAUGGUUCUAGCCCGUGUGACUUCCGCAGCUCUUUUCGCAGCGUUACCCCAGAUUCGCUAGGACACACCCCACCAGCUCGGGGCGAUGAAGAGCUCAACUACAUCUGCAUGGGGGGGAAGGCCGCUUCGUCCUGCUGCAGCCUGGCAGCUCCCAAUGGCCACUUCAUCCCACGCACCUGCCACCCGCAGCAGCAGCCCCGCUACCCCAGCACGUCAUGCUGUCCCCGAGCUGGUAGCGAGGACAUUGCUGACUUGGACAAGGCAUUCAGGAAACGGACUCACUCUGCAGGCACUUCGCCCACCAUCUCCCACCAGAAGACACCCUCCCAGUCUUCGGUGGCUUCCAUUGAGGAGUAUACGGAGAUGUUGCCUUCUUACCCCUGUGGCGGCAGCCGGCUGCCCUCCUACCGGCACUCAGCCUUUGUGCCCACUCACUCCUACCCUGAGGAGUGUCUGGAGAUGCACCACCUGGAUGGCAGCCAUCAUCGGACCAACUCUGCUCCGCACACGGAUGACGGCUACAUGCCCAUGUCUCCCGGUGUAGCCCCCUUGCCCAGCGGUGGGGCUGCCCCCAAGAGCGGUGACUACAUGCCCAUGAGCCCCAAGAGCGUGUCGGCCCCCCAGCAGAUCAUCAACCCUGGCAGAGGGGGCCGCCACCCUCCGGCUACGGUGGACUCCAACGGCUACAUGAUGAUGUCCCCCAGCGGCAGCUACUCCCCGGACAGCGGCUCUGCGGGCUACGGCAAGAUUUGGACGAACGGUGCCGGCCACCACCCAAAGCUCUCGGUGGACAGCAACGAAGGGAAGCUGCCCUGUGGCGGCGGCGACUACAUCAACAUGUCCCCGGCCAGCGGCUCCACCACCAGCACGCCGCCCGACUGCUACUUCGGGGCGGCGGGGCAGCCGGGCGUCGAGGAGGCGGCCACCGCGGUCCUCCACAAGCCCAUCUACUCCUACUUCUCGUUGCCGCGCUCCUUCAAGCACGUGCACCGGCGGGCCGGCGGGCCGGCGGGCGAGGAGGGCAGCCCCCAGCCCCGCGUGGCUCUCGGCUCCGGCCGCCUCCUCUACGCCGCCGAGGACUCGUCCUCCUCCACCAGCAGCGACAGCCUGGGCGGCCCCGGCGGCCCCGAGGGUCCCGCGCCGCGCUCGCAGCCCCCGCGCAAGGUGGACACGGCCGUGCAGACCAAGGGCCGCCUGGCGCGACCCACGCGGCUGUCGCUGGGCGGCCCCAAGGCCAGCACCCUGCCGCGGGCCCGCGAGCAGCCCCCGCUGCUGCCGCCCCCGGAGCCCAAGAGCCCCGGCGAGUACGUGAACAUCGAGUUCGUCCCCGGGGACAAGCCGCCUUUCCCCUCGGCCGCCCCGGGGCUGCCGCGGCCGCCGGGCGGGGAGGCCGCCGAGGAGUACAUGAACAUGGAUCUGGGGCCGCCCCGCGCCCGCUGCCCCGGCGCCUUCGCCGCCGCGCGGGCGGCCCCCGCGGCACGGCCGGGUCGCGGCGCGGCUCCCCCCGGGCGGGACUACGUGAGCAUGCAGCUGGGGGGCUCCUGCUCGGACUGCGCCGACAGCCCCUCGCCCUCUUCGCCCGCCCCGCUGCUCGGCUACGCCGACGUGCGGGCGGGUCGCUCCGCCGCCGAGAAGCCGCCGCCGGCCGCCGCCGCUUCCCCUGAGCUGCCGCGGGGCCCGGCCGAGCUGGCAGCGGCGCCGCCGCGCUCCUCCUCCCUGCUCGGGGGCCCCGGCGCGGGCAGCGCCUUCACCCGCGUCAGCCUCAGCCCCGGCCGUAACCAGAGCGCCAAGGUGAUCCGCGCUGACCCGCAGGGCGGCCGCCGGCGGCACAGCUCCGAGACCUUCUCGUCCACGCCGAGCACCGCCCGCGGGGCGGCAGGCGGCGGCGGUCCCGGGGCGCCGUUCCCCUGCGGCGGCGCGGGGGGCGCCGAGGAGGUGAAGCGCCACAGCUCGGCCUCCUUCGAGAACGUGUGGCUGCGGCCCGCCGCCGGGGAGCCGCCCUCCGCGAGCAGGGGGCCGGGGGCCACGCUGGAGAACGGACUCAACUACAUCGACCUGGACUUGGCGAAGGAUUGCAGCCACCGCCGCCACCACCUGCACCCCCCCGCGGAGGGCGCCUCCGGCCCGGGGGGGAAACCGCCGCAGCCCCGCUCCCCGCGGGGGAGCAGCCACUCCAGCGACGACCUGAGCGCGUACGCCAGCAUCAGUUUCCAGAAGCGGGAGGAGCCCUAGGAGCCGGCCGGGAAGAAUGAUGACCUAUACAACCUCAGCAAAUCCUUCUUUUAACUCAUGGGUAUCAAGACUCUAAAUGUUUCAUGUUACCACAACUAGGACCUCACCUCCUCCUCCUCCUCUUCCUCUGUAAAUGGGUACGAUGCAUCCAGUUCAGUUUGUUUACUUUACACAAACCUCAGGAGUUAGUUGACUGAGCUGCACAUCCUGUGUUGUGCCAAGCAGAAGCACUGUGACACCUGGACUAUGAGUCUCUCUUAAUCCUCUACCGUAAGGACUUAGCUGGCCACAAUGAACUGAUGUGCCCACCACUGUGUCAUGGUGAGAAUGGGUAUUUUACUAGCACAUUUACACAACUUCAUUUGCUGCUGAAAACCUGUAUGACAAAUCAUCCUUGUAAAUUAUUACAUACAAAACUUAAUGUUGGUUGAAGAGUAUUAAAUAUUUAACAUAGGUUUUGAUUUAUACAUGUACUUUUUUAAUUAAAAUGUAACUUUUCCUACAGCACAUCUUUUUUGAUGUGGAACUGAGGUAUACUAUAUUCUGUUGUAAACAGAGUGGGAAACCUAAUUAAAACAAGGCUUCUAAGAAUAGAGUAGGGUACUAUUCUUGUUUUAAGAUUGUAAUUCAGAAAAUAAUAUAAUACGAGUCAUUGGUCCCUGGGCCUUGAUUGUACAGUCAUAUUUGCUGAUACUAUCAGUUGUAAGAUAACCCUGAUGCUGAACUGAUUUCUUUCCAGAAGAAAAGUAAUUUUGUACUCCUUGUAAAAUAAUAAUCUGUAUUAACUACAAUGAAGACAAACUUUACUGUACAUGGUAUUUACAAGUGUCAACUUGAAUUCGUCAAUUGCACAAAAACUGACAAAAAAUCAGAAAAAUAGAAAUCAAAGUCUUCCAUUGUAUAUAUUGUAAAGAAUAGAAAUUAAAAAAAAAAACAAAAAAAACAAAAAAAAAAAAACAGAAAACCACAAAACAAAAUGAAAACAAAGGGUGAACUUUUCAAAUUAACUCUUUCCUUGGAAUGAAAAUGUGGGUGUUUGUAAAUUCUGGAAAUCUCUUUCUAUAUGUAAUAAACUAGAUACUGUUUUAUCUGCUGUAGUUUGUUUGUUUGUUUUUCUUGGUGAACUGUCUCAGAUAUCUCAGAUUGCCCCGCUGUAGCUUUCUUUGAUGUUGCCACUGUGCCAUUAAGGAUGGCUGUGGAUCACUACUUUUUAAGAACGUUAAGUAUAGUUAGAAGUAGUAGGGAGUGCGCUUUGUAAAGGACCAAUGAAAAACAUUCUGCCUUUCUGUGGAUAUUUCACUAAAAAUCUCGUUUCAUUGUUCUGGUGAAUUUUCAGGAUACGGUCCUCCUUCCACUUACGUCUGUGGGAGAGUUCUAAGCAAGUUAAAUCCCUGAAAGCAAAAUAGCAGCAUGAAAUUUAAAAACAGCGACCAAGAUGAUUGUCUGGAAGUCGGUGCAAGAGAAAGAAUGAAGAAGAAUUCUUUUAUGACUUAUUUCUGUGCUUUACUCUGGCUCUGUGUGUAUAUUGUUAUUUUAUAUGUAGCAUUUGCAAAGUCUUGGUUCUUUUUGGGUCUGGAGAAGUAAUGAAAUUGGAGAUCUCAAAGCAAAAUGUUGUUAACAUGAUAAGAGAACAGGCUAUUUCAGGUCCCUGUUGGUCAUCGCUCUUGCUUCUGCAAAGCAACUUUAUGGACCAGGGUGCAUUUGACAGAAUUCUUGUUAUCAAGAAAGGCAGGUGCUCAGUGCACCAGCCCUCCAUGGAGGAUGGGAGGAUGGCUGUCAAACCCUCAAAAAAAAAAAAGAAUUUAUUUCCCCUGAGAUGUUUACGAUGUCUGGGGCUAGGAUGAAGUUAGUGCAGUGUCCUCUGCUGACUGCAAUUGAGCAACAUCCCCUUCAUCUACACUGUUUUUUCACCUGGCUUUUUGCUCGGAGGCUUACCAUUCCCCUAAAUGUACUGGUAUUGUUGCACUUGUAGAUUCACUUUUUGACCCUACCAAGUCAAAAUACUCUGCUGAGAAAAUUUUUACGCCUUAAAAUAUUUUAGUCAUUACAGAUCACUGGUGACAAUUACGUGUGUACUGAUGUUGGCAGACUUAAGGAUAUUGGUGCAUGGUGAGGUUGCAGCCUAAGAUGGACCUGUGACUGCCAAGGGUGCUGCCUUUGGAAAUCCCGUCCUUUGCUGACAAAACAGUCUCCACCAAAAGAGACUGAUGCUGAUCAGUAAACGAGAUAAGGCAUCACUUCUAUAUGUAGGAAAGGGCAAUUUAAGCCACGAGAGCUUGCAGUUGCUCUCAGGGAGCUUUAGUAUGUUUUUUCAUGAAGAACUAUUAAUAUGUAAGAAGACAGGAUUUAACCUGCAUGUGUUCAGAAGUAAAACAAAACAACCAAUGGAACCAAGUCACCCUUCUCAAACCCUUCACCUACAGCUUUCUACAGUUUAA